AUGCCCGUCCCUGCCUCCCCGCCCUGCCUGCCUCUGCCAUCCCUGCUGCUGCCUCUGCUGCUGGGACUCACAGGAGCAGCAGGUGAGCAGCUGCAGGUGAUUCAACCUGAGAAGUCACUAUUGGUGGCAGCUGGAGAGACGGCCACUCUGCGCUGCACACUGACCUCCCUGCACCUCGUGGGGCCCGUCCAGUGGUUCAGGGGCACAGGGCCAGGCCGGGAGUUAAUCUACAGUUUCAAAGGAGGCCACUUCCCCCGAGUCACAAAUGUUUCAGACAACACAGAGAGAAACAACAUGGACUUUUCCAUCCACAUCAGUAACAUCACCCUAGCAGACGCUGAUAUCUACUACUGUGUGAAGUUCCGGAAAGGGAGCCCUGAUGCGGAGGUUAAGUCUGGACAAGGCACCAGGUUGUUUGUUGGUGCUAAGCCCUCUCUUCCCGAGGUCUCUGGCCCUUCCAACAGGGCCAGCCCAGGCCAAGGAGUGAAUCUAACCUGCACGUCAACUGGCUUCUUUCCCAAAAACAUAUAUCUGAAAUGGUUUGAAAAUGGAGUGGAGCUUCCAGCCCUUCAGACUGACAUCUUCCCACCCGGAGACGCUUUCUCUUACACCAUCGUCAGCACCACCCUGGUGACUCUUGCCUUCUCCUCACUCCACUCCCAGGUCACCUGUCAAGUGGCUCAUAGAGAAUUGCAGAGCCCCCUCAGUAGCCAUGUGAACAUCUCCAAAUUCCUCCAAGUUGUACCCACAGUGAACAUAUCGACACACCAUGUCCCAAGUCUCCAGGCGGUCAUCCUCAUCUGCCACGUGCAAAGGUUUUACCCCGAUGGCAUACAAAUCACCUGGCUGCAGAGGAACAGAUGCUCCAGAACCUGUGAGUCCUUCGCCCCCACCAAGAACCCAGAUGGCACACUCAGCCAAGACUGUCAUAUCCUGCUGAAUGCCUCAGAAGACCAAAGCCUGUUCACCUGCCAAGUGGAACUUGAAGCUCAGACACUGGUCCAGGCCAGCGUGCAGCUUAGAGAAUUUAGAGAAAUUCAAGCAAGUUUGGUCACAGGUGCUAGAGAAUGCAGCUCCCUCUUUGGGACCCUCCUCCUGCUUGGCUGGAAGUUGUUUGCCCUGACUGCACUUUCCAUCAUCUAUGUCCUCAGGAGGAGCCUCCUUUCCAGGUUAAGGCACUGCAAUCCCCUCCUCAGCAACAUAGGACCCAGAGCUCCCUCCCAGCCUUUUCAGGAGGACUGACCCAGGAGGGAUAUUUGCUAUGACGCCAGUACUGCUAUGCCAGCUUCUCCUGCUUCAUCAGCCUUCUGAGACCUGUC
This is a messenger RNA of Equus quagga, 1319 nucleotides long. RefSeq names its product signal-regulatory protein beta-1-like. Lineage: Eukaryota; Metazoa; Chordata; Mammalia; Perissodactyla; Equidae. Gene Ontology annotation, cellular component: plasma membrane. The coding region runs from base 1 to 1242 and encodes 413 amino acids. The transcript is spliced from 6 exons. Gene Ontology annotation, biological process: positive regulation of T cell activation; positive regulation of phagocytosis. The record is from RefSeq and is a predicted model, not a curated record.